Messenger RNA from Phascolarctos cinereus (koala), 5911 nucleotides. It is a transcript of the gene DACT1, whose product is annotated as dishevelled binding antagonist of beta catenin 1. The record is from RefSeq and is a predicted model, not a curated record. Gene Ontology annotation, biological process: negative regulation of canonical Wnt signaling pathway; regulation of Wnt signaling pathway, planar cell polarity pathway; negative regulation of JNK cascade. Gene Ontology annotation, cellular component: cytoplasm. Lineage: Eukaryota; Metazoa; Chordata; Mammalia; Diprotodontia; Phascolarctidae.
AGUGUAUAUGUCUAUGCAGCCUAUUAUAGCAAAUAAAAAUGCCUUACAUCCUCAACAUGUGACCGUCUUCUUUCCUGAUGCUCAUAUGGCCUGAUUUCCAUUCACCUCACAAUAUUGGUUGUCUUUCCCUGGACGCACUCCAGCUUGGCAAUAUCCUCCCUAAAUGUCUCUGUGAUUAGGACACAAUAAUCCAGAUGUGGUAAGAACAGGGCAAAGUACAAGAAGACUAUCACUUUUCUCUUUCUGGACCCCACGCUUCAGCUGACACAGCCUAAGAUUUCACUAGUUUUUUUAGCUGUCAUGUCACACUGUUCUGGGGCCAUCUGUAGGCUGGGACUUGAAAGAAAAGUAGAACUUAGAUAAAUUACAAAGAAUAUUCUUUCUUUCUUGAAAGGGAGAGCCUCACGGACGGACCCACUUGGGUUACAUACAUACAUACAUGUAAUAUGUAACAUUUAUUUUAACUCAUUCAAUAUCAUUAAUACCAAAUCUGAGGGACUGAAUUUUCUGAUCUGAGUGGGAUCCAAAUGAAGGGUGUGUGUGUGUGUGUUUAUGUGUGUGUGUGUGUUACAAACUUUUCCCCAUUUAAACACAUUUGCAGCAAAGAACUAGCUCCUAGUUAUUUAAUACACCUUAUGACGUUAAAUCUCUUUGUGUCUAAUGUCCUAAGGAGAAAUAAUCAUGCUGCAUAUAAUACUAUCAUGAAAGAAACUAUCCUGUGAGCCCCUCUGGAAAAAUUAAUCAUAGGGAUUGAAGGUGGAAAAAAGCUCUAAUAUUAGGUCACCUCUAGUGCUCCCCAAGGACCUAAAAGACAAGGCAAUUGCCUGCAGUAUAGUUUUCAUUGAUUUUCUACAGUCCAGUUUCAAAUACCUUUAAGAUCUCCACCACUGGGGGGGUGUGCGAUCUAAGAGUUAAAGAGUUACAAAGCUCUCCCCAUUAUAACUUUAAAAAACCCCCCAACAAAUUGUAUAGAAACAUUUUUUUUGUAAGGGUGGGGAAUAACCUCAGUCAUUACUAGAAAAGAAACACGAAUUCAACUUCAGUUGAUAUGAACAGUGUGUGUAGAAAGGGUUAAGAUUUUGUGCUGAAAAUCAGAGUUUUUGAAAGUUCUCAGGGGAGCCCAACCGUUUUGUUAUUUCGUGGACUUUGGCUCCAAGUCCAAUUGUAACUGGAUACUGGGACUCAAGUCAGUUGCCCCUUGAGUUGUGCGAAAUAGGAGAACCAAUAAGAAAAAGAAAGAAAAAAAAAGUGAGCUCAGCGAACGAGAAAGGGGGGAUGGGUGGCAGGGGGAGAGAAGAGGUAAGAGAAAAGAGAGGGGGCGGGGAGGGCCAAGUGACUAGAACAAGGAGCUGAACGAAAAUAGAAGAGAAGGGUGAGCCUGACAGAAGAGAGGGAAAGAUAAAGCGAGAGUGAGAAAUAGACAGGGGGGCAGGACCAAAGAAAGAGGAUGUGGGACUGAGGGUUUGCAGAGCUGCAAAGCUGUGUGUGACGUUGCGCCGAGGAACAUUAUCAGCAGAGGAUCCUGGCUGGGAGGAGACCUGGGAGAGUCAGAGGAGGGAGCUGCAACUAACUCCAGGACCGAUGGGUGGGUGUGCACAAGGUUGGCUGGCCAGACUCUGCUCCUCCGUUGCCGUCUCAGCUGGAUCUGAAACAGGGACUGUCGUAAGGGAAGAAUUUCCCUCCCUCUCUUGCCCUGCGUCUCCCCCAGUCCUGUGCAGCAUGAACCCCUCGCCCCGCCUCCUAGCCCACCAGCAGUAGCUAUAGCAGAGGAGCAAUCGAUUUCUUUUCUCCUGCGCACAGCGUAUUGGGGAACAUCGCCUCCACCUGCGGAACGGGUCCACGGGGACAGGGGCGUGCACGCCUCUUCCAGUCGGAUGAGGGGUUGGGAAGAGGGGGAAGGACAUGAAACCGAGCUCAGCCGUAACCACGAAAGACCCGGAGCCUCAGGCGCCCCGGGGAGAGCAGCGGGCAGUGGAGCCCGAGGGGCGCUGGCGGGACAAGGGCGAGGCGGACACUGAGCGACAGCGCACCCGGGAGCGGCUGGAGGCCACGCUGGCCGGUCUGGCGGAGCUGGAGUUCCUACGGCAGCGGCAGGAGCUGCUGGUCCGGAGCGUCCUCCGAAGUCCGGGGCUCGCAGCCGGGGCCGGGGCCGGAGCGGGAGCUGGAGCCGGGGGCGUGGCGCCGACUCGGGCCGGGGAGCUGCAGGCGCCCGGAGAAGCCUCCCAGCGCAGUCGCCUGGAGGAGAAGUACUUAGAGGAGAACAUCUUGCUGCUGAGGCAGCAGUUGAAUUGUUUGAGGAGAAGAGAUGCUGGUCUAUUAAACCAGUUGCAAGAGCUAGACAAGCAGAUAAGUGAUUUAAGGUUGGAUGUAGAAAAAACAUCAGAAGAGCAUCUGGAGACAGAUAGCCGUCCUAGCUCAGGGUUUUAUGAGCUGAGUGAUGGGGCCUCAGGAUCACUUUCCAAUUCUUCCAAUUCGGUCUUCUGUGAGUGUUUAUCCAGUUGCCAUUCCAGCACCUGCUUUUGUAGCCCUUUGGAAACAUCUUUGAAUAUCUCAGAUGGACACCCCAAAUCUGCAGAUGAGGAAACUGAAGGCCGGAGAAAUGAAGUAAUUUGCCAAAGGUCACACAAUCUCAUAGGAUGGUUGGACCACAAAGAAGGUCAGCGUGAAGAUGUUUGCCGUUCACUAUCUAUACCGCAAUCCAAUUCCCUUGAUGUCAUUGCAGAUGUGAAUCCUAAGUAUCAGUGUGAUUUGGUAUCUAAAAAUGGGAACGAUAUAUAUCGCUAUCCAAGUCCACUUCAUGCUGUAGCUGUACAGAGUCCAAUGUUUCUUCUUUCUAUGACCAACAACCCCCCAAAAGUCGAGGAACGACUUGGUAACAGUGCUAAUGAUGUUUGCACUGGCUCCGAGCUAGAUGCUGUGAAAGCAGAUAAUUCUUCUAUCCCACAAAGCAACUCCAUGUCUGUGUCCUAUCCUGUGUCCAGUAAGAAGAUAGAUGGCUACAUCUUGAGCCUAGUGCAGAAAAAAACACAUCCUGUUAGGACUAAUAAGCUGCGGACAAGCGUGAAUGCUGACCCCACAAAGGGCAUUCUUAGACAUGGGAGCAUUUGUGUCAGAGCUACUGGCGGAAUUACACACAGCAACAGUGUUAACCUUAAGAAUUCUAAACAAGCCUGUUUGCAUUCUGGUGGAACGGCCACUCUGGAGAAUGGCACAUUGUCCCCGCCGAAGCAGUGGUUGAAAGACUCAAAGGGUGAACAGCUGGAAAGCCGGAGGAUGCCUGUGUCUGUGGGCUGCCCGCCAAAUGCAGCCGCUGAUCAUCAGAGCAAGCACCUGCCAAAAAGUGUCAAGCCAGGCUCCCAGGAGUUUGCACGGUGCCCUGUUUCUGGGGCAGGGGAUUCCCCUAAAGAAAGUGGUCAGCUCUUCACUGCCUCUCCGAAAGAAAGUCCUGGCCGCAUCCCAGCUCUCCAACAGGAGAACAAAGUUGUCCAGCCAUUGAAAAAGAUGUCGCAGAAAACCAGCUCACAGGCAGCUCUGCCAGCAAUUCCUCCUGCCGCGCCGCCUCCACCGCCCCUGCCUUCCUCCCUGCCUAUUGAAGAGAGACCUGCCUUAGAUUUCAAGAGCGAGGGCUCUUCUUCCCAGAGCUUGGAGGACGGGCUUCUCGUCAAUGCUCAGUUCAUUCCGGGGCAGCAGCAAAGUAGCAAGUUACAGAGAGCUAACAAAAAUGUCAGAAUCCUGAAGAGCUCAACCCUGAAGCACAGAGCCCAUGGUCUUAAUGGGGUGGAAAGUAGCUUGCAGACAGUGAGGGAAAAAAGCAGAGUUGUGAGCAAGAAAUGUCAUUUCCCCGAUGACUUGGAUACAAAUAAGAAAUUCAAAAAAGUCUCUUCCAGAGGGAAGAAGGGUGGAAACUCCCAGGCAGAGGCUGGUCUUUCCGGCAGGGCCACAGGUGGCCUCCAUAGGCCUGUGACUAAGUUCCACGGACAUGGGCAUGGAAGAGAAGCAGUUGUGGCCAAACCGAAACACAAGCGGACCGACUAUCGGCGGUGGAAGUCAUCUGCUGAGAUUUCCUACGAAGAAGCCUUGAGAAGGGCAAGGAGGAAUCGCAGGGAACCCGUGGGAGUCUAUACCCAGGUCCCUCUUCCAUAUGUGAGCCCAUAUGCAUAUGUGGCUAGUGACUCUGAAUAUUCUGCUGAGUGUGAAUCCCUGUUCCACUCCACAGUGGUGGACACCAGUGAAGAUGAGCAGAGUAACUAUACCACCAACUGCUUCGGGGACAGUGAGUCAAGCUUGAGUGAAGUAGAGUUUGUGGGGGAGAGCACCACCACCAGUGACUCUGAAGAGAGUGGGGGCUUGGUUUGGUCUCAGUUUGUCCAGACUCUCCCUCUCCAGGCAGUGACAGCCCCAGCACUUCAUGACAGCCACACAAAGACUUUUGUAAAAAUUAAGGCCUCCCAUAAUCUCAAAAAGAAAAUCCUUCGUUUUAGGUCUGGCUCUUUAAAACUGAUGACCACAGUUUGAAGCCACUUUUUGGUAUGAAAUGUACAUGUCCUCGUUACAGAAACAAGAUGGCUCUUGUUUUUUUGUUUUGUUUCGGGUUUUUAUGCAGCUUUUCCCGUGCUUUUUUCAACAUUAAAAAAAACCCCCAACAACCUAAGGUAAAUGAUGUCACCCUCAUACCACGUGUGAGUGCCUUUAAGUGGAAAAUAAAGAAUGUCACACUAGGAAGGAAUAAAAAGACUACAGUGUUCAUGGUGGUAACAUUGAAUGUUUAGUAUCAGGUGACUUUAUUUUAAAUGUUCUGAUUCAUCAGUGUAAGAGUAGAUGUUCUUCAUCUGACUCUUUUAACUCGACUCUUCUCCUAGGCAUGUUUUUUAUAGCAAGGAUAGAACUUAAUGAAUUUUGUUUUCCCCUUGAUUAUUUUUUGGGGGGUUGGGAGAAAGAGGAGAAAUGUCUGAACCCAUGAUGAGUUCCACUAAGGAAGUUCCUUUCUCCCAAUGCAGAUGAUCAGUCUUAGAGAGUUAGUUGCCUGGGAGACUGAAAGAUUUAGUGAUUUACCCAGGAUCAUACAGGCAGGAUGUGUCAGAGAUCUGAAUUUGAACCAAUGUCUUCCUGGCUCCCAAGUCCAGCUUUCUAUGCCCUUUGAUUCUUUAGGGCAAUGGUCUUCAUGAGAAGUUUCCUGAGGGUCACACUCAAGUGUGUGAAGAAGUAAAAAAUAAAUUAUUGUUUCAUAUCAUUUUUCCUGCCUGUGUCAUUUGUGACAUUUAUUUCUCAGGCAAUUUUCCCUUCUUUAUUACUUCUCUUUGUCUACCUGCUUUUCUUGACCCAGAUCCUUUACACUAGAAGUAAAUGACCGAGAAGAGGUAGAAACUUCAUGAUAGGGAUGUAUAUGAUGAAAAAAGGGAAGAUAAAGGGCUACAGGAAAAGGACCACUUCAAAACUACAAAGACUGGAGUGUGGAAAACACUUUUCUAGGGCCAUAAACUAGGAGUGGAUUCCUUCCAUUCUAAUCUCUAUAUCCGACUAUGGUGUCCUGGAAUGACUUGCCCGUGGGGUCAGAUUUUCUACUAGGAUUCAUAGUGGUAUCAUUACCAUAGAAAUAAAUAGCUUCUCCCUUGGGAGUAUGAAUCCAAAGCCAUAACUGGGUCCUAUAUAUGCUCAUUCAAGGUGUCUAAUCAUCUUGACAGUCUAGAUCCUGAACAUAUUAGUGCAAUCCCUUACAGAGUGAGCCAUAGGUCCCUCUGGGAAGGGUUUAUUUACUAUUUAGUAAACAGUAUUGUGUAAAAUUGCUUUUUAUCAACAUGUAUGUCAUGUGCAAAAGUAGUCAUUGUUUUAAAUAUUCUUAUUGAUGUCAACUUUUCUGUAUAAUAUAAGCAGUAUGUUUUUAUAUCUCAUUGUAUAAAUUAAUACAACACAU